AUCAAUUCCAACGUAGUAGGCAUCGGCACCGAAGCUUCAUCCCGCAUAGCCGACAAUGGCAUCAAGAAAGAAAGCGGAUGAAGAGAAGCUCAAAAAGCGCCGGCUGGCCCGGUUUCGCUUCAAGCGCUUGGUGCACGUGGUCAUAUGCAACCGCUACUGGAUCACCGAAAUCGAGGACCGUGAAAUCGGCAACAACGUGACCCGCAAUGUCGCCGUCAUUGACCGUCGCCUAACGCACAAAGGAACGCUCACCAUAAUCGAAAAGAAAAUCCUCAACAGUCCACCGGCCGAGCGAACCCGAGAGCAGCGGCGUGUGCUGCGGACCGUGCUGCGCAAGAUAGAAUGUCUCCAGGAGCUGACGGUGGACCAGCUGAACGAUCUGGCCGGCUGUGCCACGUUCGAGUACUUCGGGCCGGGUCGAGUCAUCUUGCGCGAGGGCCACCAUCCGAAUGGCGUUUACUUUCUGGCAAAUGGUGAAAUUACCGUCAGUCGGCUACGCUGGGACAGUAUCUACCUCAGACACAACGAUACACCGUGCGGUACGAGGACGCGGGGGCAAAUGUUUGGCGAAAUUGCACUCCUGCACGAUUGCCCCCGCACGGCAACCUGCACCACAGCAACCGACUGUGAAUUACUGUGCCUUUCGCGGGCCGAUUUCGAUCGCAUCCUCAAGCACACGCUGCUCGACCGCUGGCGCCAACUGCAGCUCGCACUGGAGCGGUUUGAUUACUUCAAAUAUUGGACCAACGAUCAGGUGCGGGAAUGCUGUCUGCUGAGCCGAAUCGUUGCCUUCGACACGCAGCAGAAGCUUCCGGUCGAUGGUGACGCACGGUACACGUACUUCGUGCUGAGCGGCCAGUGCAUGAUAUUGCAGUGCCUGACGGUGGCGAAGGUGCACGGCACGUACCGGCUUGUACCGAUUGCGACUAACGAAUCGGCCGCCGUUGAGCAAACGUCACGCGAUGCCAGCGCAGCACCGAUGCAGCCAACGAUCGAGCAUCGGUUCAUUGACGUGGGCACAUUUUCGUGCGGCUCGGUGUUUGGGCUCGGCGAACCAAUGCCGCACCGGAUGGUGGUCGCCCGGAAUCGGGUGCAGUGUUUGGUGAUACCGCGCGGCUGGCUGUUUGAGAAGCAACAGAACGUGGGCAACACCUGGCAGCGCAUUCGCAUGAAGCUGGAGAUGACCAUCCAGCGGGACCGGCUGUUCGAGCAGUUUGUGCGCGACCAGCGCUGGCAGCGCUACCGGAAGGCGCUGGUGCGCGAGUACGUUCGGCUGCAUCCGCGCCAGAACGCCACGCAGCUAGCGGACGUACCGAUCAUGUGCCGGGUGGAGCAGGGGGAGAUUUAGGGCGUCUUUUAGUCGGGGGGGGGGAGGAGGAAGAAUUCCGGUCUUUAAGAUAAUCGGUUUGCUAAUGGAGCUGGGAAAAGGCGAAAUUAGUUCGUUCUGUGCGACAAUUGGAUGCUUCUUGCUGGAUUAGAUAUCAAUUGGGAAACGCGUCGUUGGAAGAUAAAAUUUUAUGCCCCUGCCUCUAUGCGCACUAUGGCACGGUGUGUCGAAGGAAGUUGGACAGGUGUUAAUAAAAUUUAAAAUUUUCACACAUUCAUUAACCA
Anopheles arabiensis is the source of this 1611-nucleotide messenger RNA. RefSeq names its product cGMP-dependent protein kinase egl-4-like. Lineage: Eukaryota; Metazoa; Arthropoda; Insecta; Diptera; Culicidae. Bases 56 to 1348 code for a protein of 430 amino acids. The record is from RefSeq and is a predicted model, not a curated record. The transcript has 7 exons.